Messenger RNA from Penicillium bovifimosum, 795 nucleotides. RefSeq lists its product as uncharacterized. The record is from RefSeq and is a predicted model, not a curated record. The transcript has a single exon. The coding region runs from base 1 to 795 and encodes 264 amino acids. Gene Ontology annotation, molecular function: protein kinase activity; ATP binding. Lineage: Eukaryota; Fungi; Ascomycota; Eurotiomycetes; Eurotiales; Aspergillaceae. Gene Ontology annotation, biological process: protein phosphorylation.
AUGAUACCCCAAAUUACCAGCUGGGAUGAUCUAGAUUUCACUUCAGAGGAAAUAGAUCAAGACUCUAAUGAAUUCCACUCGUUUGGCCUUAUCGACGACAAUGACACCUACCAUUAUGGCCAGCUAGGCACUCCCAAGACUGAAAUAUCACUCGAAAACAUCACGGCUGCUCUCAAACCUAUCCCCGAUGAAGCCAUAUACCCUCCAUGGCCCUUACCCGAGGCGAAACUUCUCCAGGCACCAGAAACACCAGCAAAAGUUUACAUUAAACGUCCCACACUGGAGCUGUACAGCACGCUUAAGAAGCUGGGACUCGAAAAACAGCUAUUCAACUCACUCAUAGCAGAGGCGCAAGUGCUAGAAGAGCUAUCGCAGCAUCCACACCCGAACCUGAUCCGCUACCACGGCUGUCGGGUCGCGCGCGGGCAUAUCACCGGCCUCGUGCUUGACAGACACCCGGACGAUCUAGAGACCCAUGUUCAACACGGAUACGAGAUAAGCGACAAAGCCCUUUUUAUGGCCGCGCUCGAGUCUGCGAUCAGCCACCUGCAUGGGCUUGGUUGGGCGCAUAAUGAUCUCCAUCCAGCCAAUGUUCUAGUUAGCGAGGCUGGUAUGCCGGUAUUGAUUGACUUUGAGGGAUGCCAGAAGCUUGGUACGGAGUUGAAAUAUAUUCGGGGAAAUAAAGACUGGAUUGAAGGGGAGAUCGGGGACUAUGCCACGUCGGAGGCACAGCAUGAUAUCUUUGCGCUUGGAAAGAUUCGGGCUUGGCUCGAGGUUCCAGGCGAGCAUGAGUGA